CCAAAACCCUAGACUCUCGCUCGUCCAACCCAGAGUCCCCUGUUUCUGUUUAACUUUGGGCUUCCUCUCAUUCCUUGCUUGUCUUCCUCUAAACCUUGAUAAAGAAAACAGGGGCGAGAUACAAUCUCCUAAUGGCGUCACAUUCACUGAAGAAGAACUAUAGGUGUGUUCCGUCGUUGCAGCAAUUCUAUAGUGGUGGCCCCUUCGCGGUCUCCUCAACUGGUUCAUUCAUCGCAUGCGCUUGCGGGGGGGACUCCAUUAAGAUCGUCGACUCGUCCAAUGCAUCGAUCAAAUCAACAAUCGACUGCGAUUCUGACACCAUUACGGCCUUGGCUCUUAGUCCUAAUGACAAGUUGCUCUUCUCUUCGGGACACAGCAGGCAAAUUAGAGUCUGGGAUUUGGAGACUUUGAAGUGUGUGCGGUCGUGGAAGGGCCAUGAUGGUCCUGUGAUGGGCAUGGCUUGUCAUGCAUCUGGAGGAUUGCUUGCAACUGCUGGAGCCGAUAGGAAAGUCCUUGUUUGGGAUGUUGAUGGUGGCUUCUGCACUCAUUUCUUCAAAGGUCAUAAAGGGGUUGUGUCUAGUAUCAUGUUCCAUCCUGAUCCAAGUAAAAUUCUUCUUUUCUCUGGAAGUGAUGAUGCGACUAUCAGAGUCUGGGAUCUUCUGUCUAAAAAAUGUCUUGCAACCUUAGAAAGGCACUUCUCAACCGUAACUGCUUUGGCAGUAUCUGAAGAUGGAUGGACCUUGCUCAGUGCUGGGAGAGACAAGGUUGUAAAUCUUUGGGACCUUCAUGACUAUGUCUUCAAGACGACAAUUCCUACAUAUGAGAUUAUUGAAGCUGUGUGCGUAAUUCAGUCUGCGACUCAUUUUGCCUCUGUUUUUGGUUUGUACAAUCAAAAGAGUAAGAAGAAAAGAAGUGGGUCACAACCAACUUAUUUUAUCACAGUUGGUGAGCGUGGAAUUGUGCGCAUAUGGAAGUCUGAAGGUGCAGUUUGCCUAUAUGAACAAAAGUCCUCGGAUGUAACUGUCAGUUCAGACAAUGAUGAGUCCAAGAGAGGCUUCACUGCUGCAGCUAUGUUGCCCUUGGAUCAGGGAUUGCUUUGCGUGACUGCUGAUCAGCAGUUUCUUUUUUAUUCCGCAGUGGAAGAUUCUGAAAAGGACUCAAAGAUAAUAUUAACCAAAAGGCUUGUUGGAUAUAAUGAGGAUAUAAUUGAUAUGAAGUUUCUUGGUGAGGAGGAGAAGUUUCUUGCUGUUGCUACAAAUCUAGAGCAGAUUCGAGUUUAUGAACUUGCAUCCAUGUCAUGUUCAUAUGUAUUAUCAGGUCACACUGAAACUGUUCUAAGCCUUGAUACAUCUGUAUCAAGUUCAGGAAGAGUACGUAUAGUAACAGGAAGUAGGGACAAUACUGUAAGGUUGUGGGAUUCAGAAAGCAGAUCUUGCAUUGGAAUUGGCAUAGGUCAUACAAAACCUGUUGAAGCUGUAGCCUUUUCAAAGAAGCUGCUAAAUUUCUUUGUUAGUGGGAGUGGGGAUCGUACCAUUAAGGUAUGGAGUCUUGAUGGUGUCUCUGAUGAUCUGGAGCAACCCAUUCAUUUGAAAACAAAAGCAACUGUAGCAGCGCAUGAUAAGGAUAUGACUUCUUUGGCAGUUGCACCAAAUGACAGUUUAGUUUGUAGUGGAUCUCUGACUGUAAAGAUAUGGGCUAUAUCUGAUGGUUCAUGUCUAAAAACCUUUGAAGGGCACACAUCAACUGUAUUAAGGGCAUCAUUUCUUACCCGUGGAACACAAUUUGUUUCCUCUGGUGCGGAUGGUUUGGUCAAGUUGUGGACAGUAAAAACAAAUGAGUGCAUUGCUACAUAUGACCAUCAUGAGGGCAAGGUUUGGGCCUUAGCCGUUGGGAAGAAAACUGAAAUGUUUGCUACUGGUGGUGAUGAUGCAGUGGUCAAUUUAUGGUAUGAUUCAACUGCUUCUGAUAAGGAGGAAGCAUUCCGGAAAGAGGAAAAAGGGGUCCUGAGAAGUCAAGAAUUGGACAAUGCUGUUUUAGAUGCUGAUUACAUCAAAGCCAUACGAAUAGCUUUUGAACUCCACAGGCCUCAUAAACUUUUUGAGCUAUUGGCUGGGCUUUGCAGGAAAGGAGAUGCUGAUGAUCAUAUAGUGAAUGCAUUCCAGGCUCUUGAGAAAGAAGAAUUUCGGCUACUUUUAGAAUAUGUUCGAGAAUGGAAUACAAAGCAAAAAUUGUGUCAUGUGGCACAGUUUGUGCUCUUCCGAAUUUUCAGUAUUCUGCCUCCGACAGAAAUUGUUCAGGUUUCGAUAAUUUAUUUUCUGGUUAUUAAAUAUUACAAUAAGAAUCUUUUUUUAGAGGGCAAAACAAAUACUAGUAAGGCACCAAGAGGAUGCAACCCAUUUUAGGAGGAGGAAUUUACAAUUGUCAGUCAAAUAUCAAAGAGGUCACCCAAGUCCUGUAGAGUAAAAAGAGGAUAACCUUUUAAGUGAAAGACACAGGAUAGAGAAUUGUUGGUCAUUGACUUUAAUGGUCUGCAAGGUGCUUCUACCCUUCUUUCCUUGCCUUAUCCAUGUUAGGCAAUGAUUUUAUAGUCCUUGAUAAACCAAGACAAUUAGCAGCUAUGCUCGCUAUUGCAUUUUGUUAUGGCAUAAAGUUGGACAUGGCUCAAGUGCUUGAGACAGCCUAUGCUUGAUGCUAGUAAGCAUGUAUGCCCAUUUGUCAGAUGCAUUUGUCUAUGUACCUGAAACUUAUGAUUGUUAGGGAGGAUAGAAAAUUUGGAAGAUGGAAGGGCGAGCAUUAAAGAGAAGUAUCAGGAGUAGGAUGUAUUUGACUCAUGAAAAUGUUAACUACUUAUUAUUUUCGAUAGAUAUAUGUAUGUAUUAAAAUAUCCUAGUAUCUAUAUGUAUAAAUAUGUAUUAUAUAUAUGAAUAUUACUAUGGAUGUGCUUUGAUACAUAUUUGUGUUUGUGUACCCACAAAUAUAAAAAAUUUCAUUAUUGAUUUCAUCUUAAAUUGAUGAAUAGGGGCAAAAACAUUAAAAAAAACAAAGAAGAAAAAAUCUCAAACUUCAGUGCCCUAAAAAAUUCUUCUAUUCCGCCUCCAAAUAGCCAAGAGAUCAGAUAGGAAUGAAAGAAACAAGCUUCUUUUCAGUUCUCUGUGUGAUUAUCACCUCAACUCUUCAGCUGCUCAAACACUAGUAACUACCCGGUUAAGGCACACAGUAAAUCUUGAAAUCCUGUGACUUAUUUCCUCUAGGCACUGGAGGAAGGGAUGGUCGAGGCAUUUAUUGUCCAUAAGGCACUAAGAGCAUGGCGAUGGCAUUGGGUUGUAAGACAACGACUUUUCCUAUUAAAUAUCUUUGUUUGCCUCUUGGGGCAAAAUUCAAAGAUAGGAAAACUUGAGAGCUUAUUUUGGAGUGUUUUGAAAAAAGGCUUGCGGGGUGGAAGAGAAAUUUUUUUUCCAAAGGGGGUAGACUUACUUUGAUUAAAAGUACGUUGACCAAUUUAUCGAUGUAUUACCUCUCCAUUUUAACCAUUCCGGCUAGCAUAGCAAAGAAACUUGAAAACAUUCAAUGCAGAUUUCUUUGGGGUGAGGUGGAGGGGAAUAGAAAAUAUCAUUUAAUAAGGUGGAAAGAGGUAAAGAAA
Carica papaya (papaya) is the source of this 3640-nucleotide messenger RNA. Lineage: Eukaryota; Viridiplantae; Streptophyta; Magnoliopsida; Brassicales; Caricaceae. The record is from RefSeq and is a predicted model, not a curated record.